GUCCCAAAAUGGCGGUGGAGGACUCAAUUGGAUACUGAAGGUUGUGGUGGGGGUUCAAUGUCGCUUCUCUCUUUAUAUAGGACUCUACUCACGACUAUACCUUUGUUAUAUUUCUGAACGCGCUCCAAUAACCUAGUAUUAUGUUCUGUAAUUUAUAUGGUACCCAUAUGGUUGAUUGUCAUUAGUAACGAUCAUUCUUAGAUAAUUAUUUUAGAGUUAAAUUUUAAUUAUUUUUUAUUUAUUGAAAUAUGAACGAAAUAGAAAGUUUGCGACAAAGAGUUACAGAGCUUGAAGACGAGCUGCGUGGAAAGAAAAAUAGAAAUGUGACAGUAAGGGGAAGGAUUGAACAUAUGUCUGAUGAAGUGGUGGAUUCAAAUCCAUAUAGCCGAUUGAUGGCACUGAAGCGUAUGGGUGUUGUUGAAAAUUAUGAGAAAAUACGAGAAUUAACGAUAGCUAUAGUUGGAGUUGGUGGUGUUGGUAGUGUAACAGCAGAAAUGUUGACAAGAUGUGGUAUUGGAAAGUUAAUACUGUUUGAUUAUGACAAUGUAGAACUUGCAAAUAUGAAUAGAUUAUUUUUUCAACCACAUCAAGCAGGUCAGAGUAAGGUAGAGGCAGCAGCAAAUACAUUGUGCUAUAUAAAUCCUGAUGUGAAAAUUGAAACAUACAAUUAUAACAUUACAACUGUCGAUCAUUUCCAAGAUUUUAUGAAUACAAUAAGCAACUCCAGUUUGAAAAGUGGUCCAGUUGACUUGGUACUGAGUUGUGUUGAUAAUUUUGAAGCUCGCAUGGCAAUUAAUACUGCGUGUAAUGAACUUAACCAGAAGUGGUUUGAAAGCGGCGUAUCUGAAAAUGCAGUGUCUGGUCACAUUCAAUUUAUUGCACCUGGUGAAACAGCCUGUUUUGCAUGUGCUCCACCUUUGAUUGUAGCAUCUAGCAUUGAUGAAAAAACUUUGAAACGUGAAGGGGUAUGUGCUGCGUCAUUACCUACCACUAUGGGUAUUGUAGCAGGUUUUUUGGUGCAGAACACUUUAAAGUUCUUAUUAAAAUUUGGAACAGUAUCUCAUUACUUAGGUUAUAAUGCUAUGGAAGAUUUUUUUCCUACUAUGACUUUGAGGCCAAAUCCAAAUUGUGAUGACAUACAUUGUAAGCAAAGGCAAAAAGAAUACUUGGCAAUACCAAAAAUUCAACAGAAAGAAACUAUUAUUACUGAAGAAAAACCUAUACAUGAAGAUAAUGAAUGGGGAAUUUCUUUGGUCGAUGAACAAAGUGAUUACUCAGACAAAAAAACAUGCACAUUAUCAACUCCAGGUGUACGACAUGCGUAUACUGUAUCAGCGCUUACACGUGAAACCAAUUCAGAAGAAGAACAAACUGUUCCUGAAUCUACAGGAUUAAGUUUAGAGGAAUUAAUGGCAGAGAUGAAAGCAAUUUAAAGAUAAUUUAAUGUGAACAGUAUUGCAUUUUUCAUAUUAAAAUUAUUUUUAAUUUUUAUAUUUACACAAUAUCAUAUACAUAUAAAUUCUACUUUGUCAUAGACAUGUAAAAUUAUCUUCUUUUAAUAUUUACAAUGUUUAUUACAAAGAAAUUUUUUUUAACAUAGUGUAAUAACUUACAUAACUGUAGCAAAAGAUAAAUUAUGCAGUGUUAAUAUUAUUAAGAAAUAAAUAAUAUUAUUAAGAAAUAAAUUUAUCUUUUCGAAAUCUUUUACUGAUAUUGAUUAGUGAUAUAGAGUUUCAUACAAAAUCAAACACGAAAAGUUAAAUUUUCAGGAAAUAAAACCGUUUUAUUUUCGAACCAUUCAUUGUGUUAAUACAGUUUAGGGGUAUAUAUAAUAAAAUAUAAAAGUAAACAUAAAAGUAAAAUUUUAGACUUUAAUAUUUUGAAGAUAUAAAAGAAAAAUAAAAAGAAUAUCUUUGGAUUUGUUUGAGGAUACUUGUGAAAAUUUUAGAUUUAUUUCCUAUUUAUAUUUCCUGCUUUGUUUGAUUCCUGCUGAAACAUUAUUGUUCAUGUGACGCUACUGGUAAAAAAUGAUAGAAAUCAUUGAGCGAUCAGUGUGAUCACGAAAUCAAUCUCGGGACCAAGAUUUGAAGAAAUCGGGCAAACAUCAUAGUAAGCAUAGUAGACGGCUACAUUAAAUACUGAUGUAUUUAGCCAAAAAUAUUUAUGUUGUGAGAAUAUCAUGAAUAAAAUGAUUAUAAUUAA
Messenger RNA from Solenopsis invicta (red fire ant), 2202 nucleotides. RefSeq names its product ubiquitin-like modifier-activating enzyme 5 (gene Uba5). The transcript has 6 exons. Gene Ontology annotation, molecular function: UFM1 activating enzyme activity. Gene Ontology annotation, cellular component: cytoplasm; cytosol. The record is from RefSeq and is a predicted model, not a curated record. NCBI's taxonomy places the organism in Eukaryota, Metazoa, Arthropoda, Insecta, Hymenoptera, Formicidae. The coding region runs from base 249 to 1433 and encodes 394 amino acids. Gene Ontology annotation, biological process: protein ufmylation.